This is a messenger RNA of Aureococcus anophagefferens, 1032 nucleotides long. RefSeq lists its product as hypothetical. The transcript has a single exon. The record is from RefSeq and is a predicted model, not a curated record. Gene Ontology annotation, molecular function: beta-glucuronidase activity. The annotation marks the transcript as partial. NCBI's taxonomy places the organism in Eukaryota, Pelagophyceae, Pelagomonadales, Pelagomonadaceae. Gene Ontology annotation, cellular component: membrane.
AUCGCAGACCGUUUCGUCGGCGCCACGCUCGACUGGUGGCCGUCGUCCAAGCCCUCUCCCAACCCCGGCGCGACGCUGCCCUGGGUCAACGCGUCCAUCCUGAACGUGGAUCUCGCGAAUCCGGCGCUCCGCGGAGCUGCAAAAGCGCUGGCGCCGUUCAUCCUGCGGAUCGGCGGCUCGCUCGCGGACCAGGUCGUCUACGGGGCGUCGUGCGAAGGCGAGGGCUUCGUCGCGAACGCGUCGGCCUACCGGAGCUUCGCGUACAGCGGCGGCUGCGUCGAGUAUGCGCGCGUCCACGCGGCGCUCGACUUUUGCGCGGACGUCGGCUGCGACGUGGCCUUCGGGCUGAACUUCCUCGCGGGCCGGGCGCCGGCGCCGGGCACGCGCGAGCGGUGGCGCGGCGCCUGGGACGCGUCGAACGCGGCCGCGCUCCUCCGGGAGCUGCGCGGCCGCGGUGACGGUGGCCCUUACGCCUUCGAGCUCGGCAACGAGGUCGACGGAACAGCCGGGAUAGCAGCGAAAUUGAACGCGUCGGAGACGACGGCCGGGUUCCUCGAGCUCCGCCGCGCGGUCGACGCGCUCUGGGGCGACGGCGCGCGGCCUUUGAUCUUCGGGCCCGACGCUUCCGGCUUCGACGACGACGUGUUCAUGCCCGCGCUCCUCGCGGAGGACGCCCCUUUUGACGCGCUGACGUACCACAUGUACUUCCUCGGGAGCGGCAGCUCGUCGGCCGUUCCUCGGGAAGUCGUCAACGCGACGUACCUGAACGAGCUGGCGCCGCGCGUCGCGGGCCACGAGGCCGUUGUGGCCGCGCGCGCGCCGCGGCUGCCGCUGAUCCUCGGCGAGGGCGGCGGCGCGUGGGACUCGGGGCAGCACGGCGUCACGGACGCGUUCGCGUCCGGGUUCUGGUGGCUGGACUACCUCGGCACGCUCGCGGUCCACGGCCACGACGCCGUGUUCCGCCAGGCGCUCGUGGGGGGCAACUACGGGCUGCUCGCGGACGGCACGUUCGCGGCGCGGCCCGACCUCUUU